This is a messenger RNA of Balearica regulorum gibbericeps (East African grey crowned-crane), 470 nucleotides long. The record is from RefSeq and is a predicted model, not a curated record. NCBI's taxonomy places the organism in Eukaryota, Metazoa, Chordata, Aves, Gruiformes, Gruidae.
CCCCCCCUGGAGAGCUUGGCCACGGUGGAGGAGACAGUGGUGAGGGACAAGGCGGUGGAGUCUCUACGGGUGGUGUCCCACGAACACGCCCCACCUGACCUAGAAGGUCACUUUGUCCCUUUGGUGAAACGCUUGGCCGGAGGCGACUGGUUCACCUCCCGCACCUCCGCUUGUGGCCUCUUCAGCGUCUGCUACCCGCGCGUCUCCAGCCCCGUCAAGGCCGAACUGCGACAAUACUUCCGCAACCUCUGUUCGGAUGACACCCCCAUGGUCCGUCGCGCCGCCGCUUCCAAAUUGGGCGAAUUCGCUAAAGUUUUAGAGUUGGAGCACGUCAAGAGCGAGAUCAUCCCCAUGUUCUCCAACCUCGCUUCCGACGAACAGGAUUCUGUCCGGCUGUUGGCGGUGGAAGCUUGCGUCAGCAUCGCCCAACUUCUGCCGCAAGAGGAGUUGGAGGGGUUGGUGAUGCCGAC